GGAGUAAAAAUAACCCUUGGCUCACCCCACUUUCUAAGCAAAGCAUAUGAGCCCCAAAAACUAUCUAUAUAACAGACCAAUUCUGGGUACAUGUUUUGAGCUGUUUGAAAGAGAUAGCGAGGCAAGGAGUUGAUUUUCUAUUUUCUUCUGCAAAAGACCUGAGGAUGUCCCACUUGGAAGUGGUAGUUUGCCUCGACGAUCGCUGUCACUUUCUAUGCGGACUCUUAUCUGCUGUUUCUUUACGGAAGCUUGAUUUACCGGACAUCCCGAGGUGGUAUUGGCCAAGUCCUGGCCGCCUUCUGAAUUGGCUCAGGUAGUAAUGCAGACAUCCUCUCAUUUAAGAAUGGUUUAUUCUCAGAAGUUACAAGAACAGAUGUAAGAAUUCUUGAUCGACGACGGAUAUCAAUCCAGGAGACAUGAUUAUUUUGCACUAUCACCGGUACAAUCAUGACAUAUUUCUUCUUCACAUUCUCUUAAUUUCACAUUCGCUCACACUCACUCAUUAUCCACUCUUUUCGCGAAUCUAUCAGUUCAGUCUAAUUUUUUUAAUAACGUCAAAAUUCAUUCAAUAUGAAGUCCUGUCUUUUCCUCAUCUCUACUCUCAUUCCUCUCUCCCUCGCAGCAGCAUUAUUACCACGCGAUGAUUUUUCCGAGUACCAAGAUACACCACAGGACGCGAAUGACACACUAGCAACAGCGGAUGAAUUCAUCCAAAACGGCUGUAAAGAAGUUCUCUUUUUCUUCGCUCGAGGCUCCAUGGCGCCGGGAAAUAUGGUACGUUCUUCCUCACCUAUAGCCUGACCUCAAAUAUACUCAUAUAUACCAAGGGUCCUCCAGAGUCUGUCGGUCCGCAAACAGCCAACGGAUUAAAACUCGCAUUCGGAAACGACUCAGUUGGUGUUCAAGGGGUGCCAUACGACGCUUGGAUUUUAUCAAAUCUUUGGAUCGGAGGCGCCAGUUACUCGGGGCGAAAAAACAUGAAAAAGCUGAUUGAAAAUGCGGUGCGGGAGUGUCCAAAAUCCAUCAUUGUUGCUGGAGGUUAUAGGUAUGUGCCAUUUUCCAUAUUAAUUUCAAGCCUGCCAGCCCACUACGUUAUUGAAAAGGGCUUCUUGGAUGUUAAUUACUAAUGCCGUUUCCAGUCAAGGGGCAGCGGUCACUCACCACGCUAUCGAGAACCUAUCCAAAGAAGCGAAACAUAAGGUAGCUGGAGUUGUUACAUACGGAGAUACUCGUAGAGACGACGAUAAUGGUCGUAUCCCUGGGUUCCCUUCUAAGAAGCUGCUGAUUCUCUGUAAUAAGGGCGAUUGGGUCUGUGAAGGUUGGAUCUUAGGUGUCAGAAAAGCUCAUUACGAGUAUGGCAAACGUGUACCGGAAGCUGUUGCUUUCCUUACUGAAAAGAUAAAAGCUGUCCAGGCUGCUCGAGGAUGAUUGAUUUCUGUUACUUUGAUGUUCGGGCGUUCUAGCGAUGAGUACAAGGGGGAUUCUUUUU
Messenger RNA from Hymenoscyphus albidus, 1489 nucleotides. Lineage: Eukaryota; Fungi; Ascomycota; Leotiomycetes; Helotiales; Helotiaceae. The record is from the annotation of a GenBank genome assembly.